Messenger RNA from Ceratotherium simum simum (southern white rhinoceros), 1718 nucleotides. RefSeq names its product TELO2 interacting protein 2 (gene TTI2). The record is from RefSeq and is a predicted model, not a curated record. Gene Ontology annotation, cellular component: nucleus; cytosol; TTT Hsp90 cochaperone complex. Lineage: Eukaryota; Metazoa; Chordata; Mammalia; Perissodactyla; Rhinocerotidae.
CCUUCCCUCCUUAGCUUAUCCCCGCCCGUCUCCAUCCCCGUCCUCUGGGAGAGACCAGCCCAUCACCGCCGCGGACCGAGAAAUGGAGCAUGACAACCCGCGGGAGUCCCCAUCAAAGGAGGGCUCUUCCUUGCCUGGAGAGUGGCCUUCCUCCGACCUCGAACAGGCCUUGUCUCAGAUUUUGCACCGUCUUUCCGGCCAAGAGUCCCGACGGGGCAAGGCGAAAAAUGCAGCUCUUCAGGACCUCAGUGCUCUGAUAGAUGCCACAGAGGGUGAUAAACUAUUUGAGGGGACUGGGACAUCACUCCGCGGAAUGCCCGAGAUGCUGGGGCAGGUGGCAAAAGCCCUGGAGAAGUAUGCAGCCCCGCCCAAGGAGCAGGGAGAUAGAAGUGAUGGUCACUCUGAAGUGGCCGAGAAGGCGGCAGCAGUUGGGUUACUGUUUCUUAAGCUAUUGAGGAAAGUUGAAGCUGCCAAGAAUUCCUUGGUUUGCCCUGCGUGGAAGACAAGCCUACGUCACUUGUCAGGACCCAUCUAUAUUUUUGCCGUCACGCACAGUUUGGAGCAAGCGUGGACCAGCCCAAGAUCUCAGGACGUUGCUGGAGAGGUGCUCGCCUUACUGCUUCACGUUACUGAGUGUGGUUCUGUGGCGGGAUUCCUCCGCGGAGAUAAUGAAGAUGAGAAGGGGAGAUUCUCUGUGAUAUUGGGGCUUCUCAAGCCCGAUUUGAAUAAGGAAUCCUGGAAAAAUAACCCUGCCACCAAACAUGUUUUCUCGUGGACUCUGCAGCAGGUCACUCGACCCUGGCUGAACCAGCAUCUGGAGAGGAUACUUCCCCCAUCAUUGCUCAUGUCCGAUGACUACCGAACUGAGAACAAAGUCCUGGGUGUACGCUGCCUCCAUCACAUUGUGCUUAACGUGCCGGCUGCUGAUUUGCUUCAGUAUAACAGGGCCCAGGUCCUAUACCAUGCCCUUUUCAACCACCUGUACACACCGGAGCACCACCUCAUCCAGGCCGUGCUGCUAUGUCUGUUGGAUUUAUUCCCCGUCCUGGAGAAAGCCCUGCACUGGAAGGGAGAUGCAGCCCGACCCACCACACACUGCGAUGAGGUCCUGCAGCUGAUCCUGACCCACAUGGAGCCAGAGCACCGCCUUCUCUUACGCAGGACCUAUGCGAGGAACCUGCCAGCCUUCGUGAAGAGGUUGGGGAUCCUAACUGUCCGGCACUUGAAGAGGCUGGAGCGAGUCAUCAUUGGUUAUCUGGAGGUUUAUGACGGACCAGAGGAGGAGGCUAGAUUGAAGAUAUUGGAAACCCUAAAACUUCUCAUGCAGUAUACAUGGCCCAGAGUUUCCUGUAGACUUGUGGUCUUACUGAAGGCUCUCUUGAAACUGAUAUGUGAUGUAGCAAGGGAUCGAAGCCUCACACCUGAGCCUGUUAAGAGUGCCUUGUUAGAGGAGGCCACGGACUGCCUGAUUCUCCUGGACCACUGCUCUCAAGGACAGGUGAAGGGUCUCCUGGCCAGAAUCCUCCACAGCUGUGAAGACAGUAAGCUGGUGAACUGUAUCAGAAAAGUGCAGCAGGUUUCUGAAGGCGCUCCCUGCGAUGGAACUUAAGAUUUGUGCUGUUUUCCUAAAGAAGAAAUGAUUUUCUUUCUAGUCCAACUGUAUAAAUGGAAUUAUUUAAGGAAAAAAGGUAUUUUUACAUUGAACACUAUAACUUAGA